AUGGGUUGCACUUAGAUGACAAAUGUCACAAUAAAGAAUCCAAGAAUUAAGAAUUUUUUUGAUUAGUGUCAAUAUUAUGGUUUUAGUAAAUCGCAAGUAAAAAAAUAAAGAAUGUAAGGUGGUGAAAAUAACAGAAUAUGAUUUUCAAUAUUGUAGAGGAAAUAAGAGUUGGAAAUCUAAUUAUACAAAAUCAAUUUUUAAUGAAUAAAAUCCUGUCCUAUUAUCUCCUUGUUUACCUGAUAAUUUUGAUAAUUUGAUUAUUGGUAUGACAAAUUUCAAAUAAUUAUACCCAGAGGAAUUUAAGGAUUUUCCUAAAAAUUUAGGGUAAUUAUAAUUCAUUAAGCAUAUUAGAAUGUUAUUAAGUUUAGGUGAUUAAUUCCCAAGUUUUAAAGCUGAAAGAUUAGGGACAAAUUAAAUUACUACUUAUUAAAUAUAAUAGAAUGUAGUAACAAUAUUUGUGUUUUGGAAAUUGGAAGAAGAAAAGAAAAUAGGAAAGAUGUCAUUAAUAAGAACAAGGAAUAUUAAUAAUCGUUUUAGAGAUGAUAAUGAAUCCUAAAUUUAUUUAGAAAGUGCAUAUAUAAGAGCAAAGAAGUCAUUAAAGCGUCCACUUAAUUUAAUAGGAAUUUGUUUAGAUAAUUAAGAUAAGAAAGGAUUAUAUGAAUAAGUGAUAUCAAAUGAGGAUACUCAUAUUUGGAUAAAUGAGAAUGAUUAAUCAGCUUAAGUAUUUAAAUUUGCAGAGGAUCCAAAUAAUUAAAUAAGAUAGUUGGAAUAAUCAAUUUAUAUAAUAAAUUCAAAGGGAGUUUUUAUAGGAUGUUUAAAAGAGAAUUUUGGUGAUCAUUCAUUUAUUCAUGAAAUAAAUGAUUUAAUUGAUGGAGAGAUUAAGUAAUAAGAGACAAAUGAAAUAUUGAAUAUAAAAUAAAGAAUAAGAAAGGAUGAUUAUUAGAAAGUUAAGAAAUUAAUAUUGGAAGAAUUACCAAACAAAAAUAAAUCACCAAUUGGAGAUACAUUUAGUAUAUCAAUAAAAAAACAUACUUUCUUUAGAGAUUAUUCAAAAGUAGGAGCUACUUAUUUUAAUCCUAUAUUUAAAGCUUCUGGAUCUAAGAAAUAUAAAUAAAAUUGUGAUGAUUUAAUAUAAUUUGUGAAGGAUUUUACACCAAUAGCUCAUAUGGAGACAGAUUUUAAGUAACAUCAUUCUAUAGAUAAGAAACAAUUCUUUGAGAAAUUAAGUCGAAAAUUAAUGUAUUAAUGAUAUUUAUAUAGAAAUAUAGGUUAUGAGGAUAUAAGGUUUAUUCUGGAGAAGAGUAUAGAAAUUUACUAUGAUGAAAAUUCAAAACGUUUAGAGAUGAAAAGAGAAAUAACAUCUAUGCAUAAUGCUCCAUAAUCUAUAAGUUGUGUUUAUUCAAGGAAAGAAUCUCUUUAGAAAUUGGGUAAAUAGAUAUUUGCUUAAUCUGAAAAUUAUACACAUAAAGAAUUGGAAUUAUUAAAAGAAUUCUUUGGGAAUCCUUAUUCUCUUAAGUAUAAAUAAAUGAUAAUAUAGAACUUCUUUCAAUAUUGGCACUCUUUUUUCACCUAUUCCAAAUACAUAUAAAAUGCAACAUAAUGAUUUUUCUGGAAGUAGUUAAAUUAUGCAAUCAAUCAUUUAAACAAAUAAUAAAGGAAUAUUUGAUAGUAAAUUAGUUUAAUCUGUGAAUUAAUCUAUUGAUGAUUAGAAUUAACAUUUUGGAAUAACAGAAUAAAUUAAAAGCAAUUAAAGUCAUAUUGAACUUAGUGAAGGUUGGGAUGGUGAUAAUAAAGUGGAUUUGAAUUAUGAUUAAAUUCAUUCAAUUCAUUAACUAAACAAUGAAGUUCUAAUUAUAUUUUUGAUUGAUUACACUUUAGACAAACAUAUAGAAUUAUUGCAUCAAUUACUUGAUUUUAUUAAACGUAAAUAAUGGACGAAUGCAAAUGUAAGAGUAAUAGGAUUAGAGAAAAAAAGAUCUGAGGAAUAGUUUUAAAGAUAAAUGAAUAGAUUGGAGAAUGAAAUGAAGAGAGGUAUUUUUGAAGCUUGGUUUCCACUUGAAUAAUCAUUUUUAGGAAUUAAUUUUUAUUAAAUCUUAUCUAAUUUAUAUGGAUUAGAUUCUAUUUCUCCUAUUUUAGUUAUUGAUCAUUUAGGAAGAUUACUUUAUUAAGGUUAACCUGAUUCUAAAUUUGCACCAUUAUUAACUAAAAUCAUUAAUCAGGAAUCUUUAAAAACAAGUAUAAUUUAUAAUAUUAAAAAUAAGUUCAUCCAGUAGAUAGACCAUUAAAACAUAGAAUUGAUUUAGCUUAAUAUAAUAGAGAAUGGAGGAUUAUUAAAUAAUAUGGAAGUGAAACUGUCUAUUUUAGUCAGACUGUUUAAUAAACUCUAAGAUAUUUAGAGAAAAUGCCCUUAAGAAAAUCAGAAUCUUGGAAAAUACAAAUCAACUAAUUCUAAUUAUGGAAUGAAAAUGGAGACUUUGUUAGAAAAUGUUAUGAAAAACCUAAAAUCAUAUUUAAAUUUGAAAGACCUGAAUUAACAGUCAAAUUUUAUAAUGUAGUUGAAGAAAUAUAAAGAUUACUUGGUAAAGAAAGAAUUGAAAUAAUUGAUUUAAAUGCUUAAAUACUUAAAGAAAUAAAUAAUUUAUAAGGUGAAUAAUUAAUUAAAUGA
Messenger RNA from Paramecium sonneborni, 2665 nucleotides. The record is from the annotation of a GenBank genome assembly. Lineage: Eukaryota; Ciliophora; Oligohymenophorea; Peniculida; Parameciidae.